AUGUCUGCUUUGGAUUUGUGGCGUUCUCAGACAAUGAGGCUUGUUGCAUUCACAGUCUCACGCGAGAUAGCCCCGUCCGUUGUUGAGGAGAUGAUGGCUCUGGGAUGUAUGCACUUUGUUGAUGCAUGCUCGGACGUUUCUUUUUUUGAUAGAGCCUAUACAGCUAACAUUAUGCAGCUGGCCACAACUGAGUCUAAACUCGACUACAUCCGUGAUCAAUUCAUCGCUCUUGAGAUUCCCCUUCCAGAACAAGAAGACAGGGUAGAGCUCAUGCCGCUUGGAAACUUGGAUGCAGAGCUAACAGCAACAAUGAAGACUGUCAAGACUUUGUUGGAUGAGUACCAGCAGCACUUAGCGGACCUCUCUGCAAAUCUGACCUAUAGCCAGGUCCUCGACAUCGUCCGCAGAGAGUCUGCGUCUUCUGCGCAGAAUAAGAUGCUCAGAGACGUUUUAAGCGAAAAUACUCAUCUCAUUGGUUCUUCACCGGAUGACGAAGCCCAGGAGACAGACACAAGUGCUAACCUCUACUUUCUCGCAUGCACUGUACCAGACAGUGUCACGCCCAUGCUCCAGCGCCUUGCAACGCGAGCUACUCUUUCCAAUUGCAUGAUAGAAGUGGUGGGAAAGAUAUCUACGCCAGAUCUGGCGGCUCUUAUUGGGGCCGAUCAAUCACCAUCCAAGCCAGCAUCCCCGAAGAAGGCAAAGCAUAAGGCUGCAAAGGAUCAGCAGGAGUAUGACGUCGUGUUUGUGUAUACGCCCGGCGUACAGCUGCAAAGCAAGGUGGGGUCUAUCGUCACGUCUCUUUCUGGUACAAUUCACAUCUCUCAGGGUGUUCAAGGAGGGGGUGCGGUAGACAGUGUGCAGAGCCUCGAUAGUGACGUUUCGAGAGUUCAGCAAUCUAUCGAAGAUCAUCGGACACUUCUACGCCUUUCAAAGCAGCGCAUCACGACUAUCUUAAACCAACUGGGUGCACAGCUCGAGGCCUACUACCGCCUAAUACUGAAAGAGAAGGAGGUCAUGGGUGUGCUGAACAAGCUGAGACCCUCCCUCGCCGAUGCAAAAAUAUUAACAGGGAUUGCUUGGAUUCCUGAGCAAACCUUCUCGGACGUUACGCAAAUUGUCGAGGCCUGCAAUGAGCGCUAUAAGGGCAUGCUUCCCAGCUUUAUAAAAGAUCUGAAUGCACUGAGUAAGACCAGGAAGAACGGGACAUCCGUACUCAUUAACACGGACGAUCUUAGGCCAGCCACAGUAGAUGCAUUGCAUCAUUCACCAAAGGAGCAUCUGAGACAGCCACCGACAUAUUUUAAGACAGGAAAGUUCACAAAGGUGUUUCAGAACAUUAUUGAAUCUUAUGGCAUCCCCUCAUACAAGGAGAUCAACCCUGCCUUCUUCUACCUUUACCAGUUCCCCUUCACCUUUGCAGUGAUGUAUGGCGACAUCGGGCAUGGCAUAAUCUUAACUAUUGUCUCUGCCCUCAUGGUUGGCUAUGAGAGGAGGUUGGGCAAGGUAAAAAAUGAUAUGGUCAGUCUGAUCUUUGCAGGCAGGUAUAUUAUUCUGCUCAUGAGCAUCUUCAGCAUCUUCACCGGCCUCAUCUACAAUGACAUGUUUGCCCUGGCCUAUGAUUUUUUCCACAGCAGAUACACCUUUAACCGAUCUUCUACAACCCCAAAUCUCUUCGAGAGUACGUAUGAUACCACCAAGUAUUCAUCUCCGGUCUAUGCCUUUGGGAUAGACCCGGCCUGGAGAUGGAGUGACAACUCCAUGAUGUUUAUCAACUCCUACAAAAUGAAGAUGGCUGUUAUAAUCGGUAUUCUUCAAAUGAUCUUUGGUAUAGUUCUAAAGCUGCUUAACGUUAUCUAUUCACGAGACAUUGUCGGGCUCCUCACUUGCUGGAUCCCCGAAUUUCUCUUUAUGACGUGCUUCUUUGGUUACAUGGUCUUUUGUAUUAUCUACAAGUGGCUUAAUGAGUGGCCAGAGGGAAGCAAUCCUCCUGCCCUGACAAGCCUACUCAUCCAAAUGUUUUUAAGUCCAGGGAGCAUAAGUCCGGAGAGCUACUUAUUCAACAAUAUUCCCCUUCAGACCAAUCUUCAGCUGGCUCUUUUCGCUAUUUGCAUAAUUUCUGUCUUGUGGCUAGCCGUGGCCAAGCCGGUAUAUGAGGUUGUUCAAUUGAAGAAGGCAGCCAAGAAGGGGCUUGCUCAUGGAGUUCCCAUUUUCUCUGGUCAGGCAGCAUCGCAUGAAGCGGCUCCAAUCACAUCUGAGGCAGAUUUGGCCAAGGCAGAUACAGAUGAUGCUCAGACAGAUAAGACGAACUUACUCGUGAGUGACGGUAAAGAUGCACAAGGUCGUGGCAGCUCACGAAAGGCGGACCAAGAUGACGAUGACGAAGCCCAUGGAGUGGGUGACAUAGUCGUUCACCAAGUGAUACACACAAUCGAGUAUGUUCUGGGAGCCAUUUCUCAUACUGCCUCUUACCUACGUCUGUGGGCCUUGUCCCUAGCACACGCACAGCUUUCAGAGGUCUUCUAUGAGCAAUUGUUUACUCUCUCGUACGGUUUUUCUGUUUCCGAGAACAAGUGGCUCAGCGGGGUUGUUCAGGGGGUCUCCUUCUUUGUGACGUACUCUGCUUGGUUCGGAGUCACCAUAGGCGUCAUCAUUCUCAUGGAGGCCUUGUCAGCUUUUCUCCAUGGCCUCCGUCUUGCCUGGAUAGAGUUCAACAGCAAGUUCUAUCAGGCUGAAGGAUACAUAUUCGAACCUCUGGCUCCGGUGGAGUACACUCUUUCUCUAGAGAAGCAGGACGAAUAA
Messenger RNA from Giardia duodenalis, 2802 nucleotides. Its product is annotated as putative Vacuolar H+-transporting ATPase subunit a. Lineage: Eukaryota; Fornicata; Diplomonadida; Hexamitidae. The transcript has a single exon. Gene Ontology annotation, cellular component: vacuolar proton-transporting V-type ATPase complex; vacuolar proton-transporting V-type ATPase, V0 domain. Gene Ontology annotation, biological process: vacuolar acidification; proton transmembrane transport. The record is from RefSeq and is a predicted model, not a curated record. The coding region runs from base 1 to 2802 and encodes 933 amino acids. Gene Ontology annotation, molecular function: proton-transporting ATPase activity, rotational mechanism; ATPase binding.